This is a messenger RNA of Cercocebus atys (sooty mangabey), 1107 nucleotides long. Its product is annotated as olfactory receptor 2Z1. Gene Ontology annotation, molecular function: G protein-coupled receptor activity; olfactory receptor activity. The record is from RefSeq and is a predicted model, not a curated record. Lineage: Eukaryota; Metazoa; Chordata; Mammalia; Primates; Cercopithecidae. Gene Ontology annotation, cellular component: membrane. The coding region runs from base 1 to 1107 and encodes 368 amino acids. Gene Ontology annotation, biological process: G protein-coupled receptor signaling pathway. The transcript is spliced from 2 exons.
AUGACCCCUCACGUAGACCCCCAAAGGGACCUGCGUCAGGCUCUGAGCCACAGCCUGGAGCCCAGGAAGGACAAGGCAGAAGGAAAAAAGUCAACAAGAGACCGAGAUGCCCAUGGAGACUGUGGAUCAGGGAAUCUGAGUGAGGCUCGGCAGGAGGCAGGCAGAGGGCCUUGGAACCACUCCUCCACCACUGGCUUUGUCCUCACUAGACUUUUCAAUGAGAGCCAGAUGCACCUGUUCCUCUUCAGCAUGGUGGUGCUGGUCUACAUCCUCGCCAUGGCUGGCAAUGCCACCAUGGUCCUCCUGAUCUGGGCCGAUGCCCAGCUCCACAAGCCCAUGUACUUCCUCCUCAGCCAGCUGUCCUUCCUGGACAUCUUCUUUUCUUCAGUCACUGUCCCCAAGAUGAUAGUGGCCUUCCUCUUUGAUUGGACGAGCAUCUCUUUUGGGGGCUGUGGGGCACAAAUGUUUUUCUUCAUGUUCCUGGGAGCUGCAGAGUGUCUCCUGCUGGCCCUCAUGGCCUAUGACCGCUAUGUAGCCAUCUGCAACCCUCUGCGUUACCCAGUGCUUAUGAGCCGUCGCGUCUGCCUGCUCAUGGUUGUGAGCUCCUGGCUUGGAGGGUCCCUCAAUGCCUCCAUCCAGACCUCGCUAACCCUGCAGUUCCCCUACUGUGGCUCACGAAAGGUCACCCACUUCUUCUGCGAAGUGCCUUCGCUGCUGAUGCUGGCCUGUGCAGACACAGAGGCCUAUAAGCAGGUGCUCUUUGUGACAGGUGUGGUGGUCCUCUUGGUGCCCAUUGCCUUCAUCACCACCUCCUACGCCUUCAUCUUGGUGGCUGUGCUCCAGAUGCGCUCUGUGGAGGGGCGUCAGAAGGCCCUGGCCACCUGUUCCUCCCACUUGACAGUAGUCAACCUCUUCUAUGGGCCACUUGUCUACACCUACAUGUUACCUGCAUCCUACCACUCUCCUGGCCAGGAUGAUGUUGUAUCUGUCUUCUAUACUGUUCUCACACCCUUGCUCAACCCUGUCAUCUACAGCCUCAGAAACAAGGAAGUGACUGGGGCAAUGAAGAAGAUCAUAGGAGAGUGUGGUGUCCGUAAGAAUGCUUGA